AGGAAAUAUUUGCUUCAGGCAGAUUCAUAAUCUGAUGAUAAAAGGAAUUUAAAACGGAUUGGUAAAAUGACACGGAUCUGGAUUUCAGUUCUGCUCCUGUGUAGCACCAAGUAUACAGUCGAGUCUGAUAAACGUUGUGUUACUACAGAAUCCCCCCCAAAUCCAGAUGUUUAUCAGGCUGAAGAAAAGCUCAGUGUGAAUAUCGGAGCCUCGGCUACUCUACAGUGUUGUGUUUUAGGAACAGAAAACGGAGACAUUAUCUGGUUUAAGCAACAAAACACAAAACAGCCUCAGGUUAUAGUCAGAUUAUUUAACACUGCCAGAGAAAAGUUUUACAAAGAAUUCCAAAAUUCUCGUUUUCAAAUUAAAAGGUUUGGACACUGCUUCAAUUUGACCAUUUUAAACACCACCCUGUGUGAUGAAGCCACAUAUUACUGUGCGCUCGUGUCUACUGAUGGAACUCGUGUACAAAUGAAAGGUGAGCGUGUUAACGCUGAAACAUCUAAAGCAGCUCUGUGUGAUAAUUCAGUGUUGUGUGAACCAACACCGCAUGGAAACAACACUAACACCGACACACGACACGACACAGUGAUCGGUUUGGGAUCGGCUUUGGGUUUGUGCGCACUUCUGAUUUUCUGUCUCACUUAUUUCAUACUGAGGAGAAGAAAAGGUGAUAAAAUGAAGGAACUGGACAAAUCUCCAGGAAUAAGAGAGGAAUCUCAUAUAAACAGAUUUUCUUACGAAGCUUUGCAGUUCUUCGGGUGGAAAGUCCAACCUGGACGAACGGAUGAUUUCAUGUACACUGAUGUAAUGUAUAUGAAACUGUAAAACAUAAAAAGACAGAAAUCAUAUUAUUAAUAGUUAAACUGCUGGGAUGCUUCAUGUUUUACUGCAAUAUACAUGUUAGUGAUGAUAUUCCACAGUUCCUCAUGUCAGGUGUGCGUAAUUAUUAUUAUUAUUAUUAUUAUUAUUAUUAUUAUUAUUAUUAUUAUUAUUAUUAUUAUUAUUAUUAUGUAGAAACAGUGAACUGAAAUAUUUACUUGUAUGAAUUGUAUUAAAUUACUAAAAUGAAUGAAUUAGUAAAAAAAAAUGAGGUACCUUUUAUUUUAAUUGUGUUAAUUUUCUUACAAUAAAUAUUAAUAUUUAUAAUGUUUUCUGGUAAACUCACAACUGUCCGGGAAAUAAUGUGGUAUAAUAUUUUAACUACGAAGGUGAAGUUCAUAGCGCUGGAUAAGAAAUGUGGAUAUAAGGGACAUGAUUUUGAGCCUCAUUCUGUAGAAGCAUGGAUGUGGUGUAUGAUGGAUGUGGUGUAUGAUAUUAUAUGAUGUAUGAUGGAUGUGGUGUAUGAUAUUAUAUGGUGUAUGAUGGAUGUGGUGUAUGAUAUUAUAUGGAUAUCAUAUAAUUGUCUCUGUGGACACGAAUCAUUUAAUAAUAGUAACAUUUUGUCAUGAGUCUCCGCUUCACACCGAGCGCACAACAUGUGUCGUCUUUGAUUAGUUUGUCUACUUAAACUCUUGCAUGUCUUGUAAUCUCUAGAAGGUGUUCUUGUGUUCUUGUGACCACAAGUGCUAGACGUCGCAUCGUCGUCCUGUUAACAGUAAGAAAUCACUAAACCUUAUACUGUUAGCUGCAGGAUUGUUAGCAUGUACAUUCAAUUUUGUACAUUAGCAAGAAUUUAUGUGCUAACAAACGAAACGUGUUCUUGACUUUUGACAGGAAAUAACACAAUACUAGUCAGUAGAUGGAGCCAGCGCUGUGUGGUAGUGAUGUUGAGAGAAACUCUUGACUG
Tachysurus fulvidraco (yellow catfish) is the source of this 1789-nucleotide messenger RNA. RefSeq lists its product as uncharacterized. Lineage: Eukaryota; Metazoa; Chordata; Actinopteri; Siluriformes; Bagridae. Gene Ontology annotation, biological process: response to bacterium. The coding region runs from base 67 to 828 and encodes 253 amino acids. The transcript has 6 exons. The record is from RefSeq and is a predicted model, not a curated record.